Molecule: messenger RNA, 1109 nt
Organism: Paramecium pentaurelia
Lineage: Eukaryota; Ciliophora; Oligohymenophorea; Peniculida; Parameciidae
Source: the annotation of a GenBank genome assembly
AUGAUUGAAAACUCUAUCUAAGAGAUAUGCUAAUAUGUAGAAGUAUAAUAUUCAUUAUUAAUAUAUAGCUUUCUUAUGAUAAAAUACUUAAUUCGCUUGAUUAACUUUUAAUUCCUUAGUAAUUUCCAAAAUUGAUAAUCAACUCUCCAACUUUAUAUUCAAUACCACAAGAAAGAACAUUAGUAAUAAAUUUCGCAAAUGAAACUGUAUAAGAAAUUACUCCACUUAUUGAUUAAUUUAAACUCCUCUAUAAAAAAAAGUAAGAAUAAUUAGACUUAUCACAAAUUAAAAAUUCUGAAUUACAAAACACUUUAUAAGAAUUCAAAGAAAUUAAGAGGAAUGAGUAGAAUAAUUAUGAUCAGCUGCUUUAAGAUACUUAGAAUUUAUUGUAAUAAAAAGAACUAGAAAUAAAAUAAUUACACCAAACUUAAAGUGAAAUAAUAAAAGAUUAAUAACAAAAAAUUUAAGAACUUCAAAAGUAAAAAGAUUAUUUCUUGAUAGAAAAUGCUAAAUAGAAAUAAGAAGAUAUCAUUUAGAAUGAGUAAUUACAACAAUCUAUUUUAUUAAAUUCUUUUACUUUUUCUUAAACUUAUAAAAACUCAAGUUGUUAGGUAUCUUAGAAUGGAAAGCUAUUUUAUAAUAAGGGUCUAUUUUAUUCAUGUUUAUGCGAUUAAGCUAUCCCUAAUCAAGGUAUUGUGAAAUUUGGUUAUUUAAUACACGAUAUAGGUACUAAUUAGACUAUGGUUGGAAUAGGAGCAAGAGAAAUAAUUUCUAAAUUUGGGUAUUCGAAUAUACAAGAUUCAGGUAAAGGGUAAAUAAUAUUUAUAAUUUUAGAGCCUAUCUUAUAAUGAGUAGUGGCUAUUGUUUUAGUCAUCAUCAAAAAGAGAAAUAUCAUAAUUCAAUACCUUUCACUUUUACUAAUAAUGAUAUUAUUAUUAUAGAAGUUGACAUAGAAUAAAAAUAAAUCAAAUGGAUAAAAAAAUCUACUAAAUAAUCUUUUGUAAAUUUUUAUUAAUAUUUAGCUCCUUGAAAUAGAUCCAAAAUAUGAAUAUUAUCCAUGUAUUAAUGGUCCGGGAAAAGUUGAAAUUUUAAAUGAAAUAAAUCCAUGA